Setaria italica (foxtail millet) is the source of this 1754-nucleotide messenger RNA. RefSeq names its product probable long-chain-alcohol O-fatty-acyltransferase 1. NCBI's taxonomy places the organism in Eukaryota, Viridiplantae, Streptophyta, Magnoliopsida, Poales, Poaceae. The coding region runs from base 382 to 1560 and encodes 392 amino acids. The record is from RefSeq and is a predicted model, not a curated record. The transcript has 2 exons. Gene Ontology annotation, biological process: lipid metabolic process.
ACUAAGGACCAGAUAUUCUCCCAAUUACUACAGGUAUUAACCUCCUAAUUACCUAUUAUUCUCCUUAACUCUUAGCUGAAAAUCUGCUAACUAAAGACUCUGCAUCUAGACUUAGCACGUAUAGGAUUCCUUCAACACUCAUAUCAGUGCUGCUCCAGGUAUCUAAAACUGCUUGACAUCAACCAGAUAAUGCUUGGGUAUCAAUGAUACCAUGACCGGGAUUACUGUACUAAAUGCGGUGACAACUCUGCAGCCAUGUGCACAGCUGUUGGAUGCUCGCGUCGCGUGCGUCCUACGCUAAAGCUGAGCUAGACCACGAGGACCAUACAGCAUCGCCGCAUCGGUUGCCUGAGCUCGGCGACCGCCCCGCCUACCGCAACCAUGGAGCUGCUGCGGGACAGCAUCGCCAUGGUGUCCCUGGCCGUCUUAGUGGCCGCGGUGUGCGCGCGCGCCGCGUCCUCGUGGCUCCGCCCCGGCUUCCCCCGCCUCGCCGCGUUGCUCCCGGUCGUCGCGUUCCUGGCCGCGACUCCCCUGGCCUUCACGUCUGCAAUUGUAAGGGGACUCGCAGCCUUCUUCCUCACGUGGCUCGGCGUGUUCAAGGUCAUUCUCCUCGCCGCUGGCAGCGGCCCGCUCGAUCCCACUCUCCCGGUUCUCGUGUUCGUCUUCACCGCAGCGCUCCCUGUCAAGCUCAGAUGCGGCGGCCCCGGCGCCGCCGGAGUAGCAGCAUCCAAGGUCAAACCGGUCUCGCCCGUUUCUUGCGCGGUCAAGGUCGCCGUCAUAGCCGCCAUCCUCCAUGUCUACCAGUACACGGACCAGCUGCAUCUCUACAUGCGCCUUGCUCUGUACGGCGUGCACAUGUACUGCUUUUUGGACCUUCUGCUCCCCUGCAUCGCGGCCGCCGGCGGCGCGCUCGGCAUGGAGUUGGAGCCGCAGUUUGACAGGCCCUACCUGGCGUCGUCGCUGCGCGACUUCUGGGGCCGGCGGUGGAACCUCAUGGUGUCGGCCAUCCUCCGGCCAUCGGUAUACGACCCCGUGCGCGCGCGUGCCGGGAAGGCGGCGGCCACCAUGGCCACGUUCCUCGUGUCCGGGCUGAUGCACGAGGCACUGAUAUACUACCUCACCCUGCGGCCGCCCACCGGUGAGAUGACGGCGUUCUUCCUGCUCCACGGCGCGUGCUGUGUGGCCGAGGAGUUGUGCGCACGGAGGUGGGCGGUGAAGGGGUGGCGGCCGCCGCCGCGGCCCGUGUCCACGCUGCUCGUGGUUGUGUUUGUGACGGGAACGGCGUUCUGGCUGUUCUUCCCGCCGAUCUGCAGAGAUGGAGGGGAGGAGGCGUUGCUGGAGGAGUGGGCAGCGGUGGCGUCGUUCUUCGAGGACGCCGGCAGAGAGCUGAUCCGGCACGCAAGCGAUGUCGUCAUGAACUCGAAAGUCGAAACAUGUACGUUGUACUCGCUGACGUAUCGGAAAUUAACCAUAUAUGACUGCCAACAUGGUCAUAACAAUCCGGUUAACUAUGUCACGAUCGUUGUGUCGUAUUACAUUACUCCCUGCCUCAGUCCAUAACGUUUUUUUUGUAAAGUGUUAACCGAUACUUACUCUAUUAAUUUGUUACUAGCAAAAUUGCCCGUACAUUGCUAGUGGUGAAUAUGAUAUGUUCUCAAUCUCGACGUCAGAUGUGAAUUUAGGAAGGAAACAUCUUCUUUAAGCAAACUAAUCUGAUGGUUUAUACAUUGGGUUCGGCAUUGCAAUGGGAAUAA